AAAUCAACUUGCCCAUCUUUCACUCUAUUUCCUUCCUCCUCCCUACUUCCACUGUCUCCUCUCAUGUUCCUUUCUCAUCCGAUCAUAAUCUACUAUUAUCAAAGAUGAGAGCAAUAGUAUAGGUUAUAAUAAAGAACCUCUAUUAGUUGUCACGUAAUGGUAGUUGAACCUCGAAUCAGUCUUCCUCUUCUACUUCUCCUGCUCUACUAGCAGCCGCAUAGAAUUCCCUCGCACCUCCAUCAACCUCGUUAAUAGAAGAAGAAUACCCCCUCUUCAUAACUCUCCAAUCCUAUUGUUGCUGGAAGUCGGUAGAAAGAUAUGGAACGACGAAUUAGAAGAUAUGGAAACCAAACUAGUCCAGAACGAACUAAAGUUUGGGUAGAGCCACCACCAAAACACCACCACCCCCACCAACAACAACAACAGCACCAGCAGCAGGGUAGCAAGAUCUCAGUGGUGUAUUAUCUUUGCCGGAACCGCCACCUCGACCACCCACACUUCAUUGAAGUCCCUGUCUCCUCUCCCGAAGGUCUCUACUUAAGAGAUGUGAUCAAUAGGCUUAAUGUGCUAAGAGGAAAGCGAAUGGCUGCAAUGUAUUCGUGGUCCUGCAAGAGGAGUUACAAGAAUGGAUUUGUGUGGCACGACCUCUCGGAGGAUGAUCUGGUGCUCCCGGUACAGGGCAAUGAGUAUGUCCUCAAGGGCUCUGAGCUCGUGGAUCGGCCCCCUCCGGAUCGGCAGCAUCGCGACAUGGGCGACCCGAAGGUACAGAACCAGACGCAACCCCAGCAAGAAUCUCCCGCCUCUUAUAGAACCCACGAAGCCUCCUCCUCUUCCUCCUCUCCGCAUCUUGUGGUCAAGGAGCCAAAGCUUUCCCAAUCCCCGCCGCCGCGCCUCCGAGAAGGCGGGCUAUCCCCCACCGGAACGGGGCCGGGCUCCUCCGGGAACCUCUCCCCGGAUCCCGUCGGCAGAACUACCCCCUUCUCCCCGAGCCUGGCCGGGUACCGGGUCUACAAGCCAGCUCGGGAUGCUUCCACCCAAACUGAUGACGGUGGAGGAAGGAAGACCCGCACGGCCAGCGUCUCCACUGAUGAUGGCUCGUUUGGUACCGAGUUCGACGGCAGCCACCGUCAUAGCCGGAGCCCGCGAUCCAUGGAGGGGUUGGAGAUCGUCAGAGAUGAGAUUUCCCGGCCGUCGAGUGCUUCUUCCUUGGGUGCUGGCAAGAUGGAUACGUUGGAGAAUUUGAUUAGAGCUGAGGCAGCUUUCAGGGUGAACAAUUUUAGGGUAACGGAGGAGUUCCCCAUGCGGGUGAAGCUCAAGGCCACGAAUUUGUUGAUGCAGCUGAUCUCGUGUGGGUCGAUCUCUGUGAAGGGUUACUGCCACGGCUUUGAGCUCGUGCCCACCUACCGGCCGAGGUUCGCUAAUGUGAACCUGUCCUCGCCGGUGAUGCUGGGAGACCUCGGCUGGCCGCUGGCCAAUGCGAGGGCGACGGGAUUGUUCGAGUAUUUUGGCGGGAGCUUGCCUGAAGCUAAGAACCACAAGGAGGAACAAGGAGCUUCUUCAUCUGAGGACAGAUGCAGGAGCUGCAAGAUGCCUAGUUCUGAGAGGGACAAAGAAAAUGUAGUGGAUUCAAAACAUUUGAAAUGCCUCCCACGAACAAUCAAAGUUACAUCUUGCAAGCACUCAAGGAAUGAAACAAUGGCAUCACCUAUCCCAAAUGUAAGGCAUUCUUCAGUUGGGCCAGACUGCAACAGAUCCUCUCCUCUCAACUCAUCAAGAGAUGGAAGUAGAAUAAUCACUGAUGCUUCCUUAGUGAAAGAAUCAUCUAUGAGUUUGAAAUCUUUCAAAGAAGAAGAGGAGAAGGUGAUCAUGAUCGAAGAAAGUUAAGUUAUAUUGUCCUCCUUUGCCAUCACUAGAUGCAUGGUUGUUAGCUCUUCCUUUUAUACUCUAGUUUGAUUGAUAAUUCUUUUUUUUUUCCUAAUUCCUUCAGGCUUAAUUCCGGAGCUCGGGUUAUAAUUCGAUCUACAUCUCUAUGUGAUAAUAAUUAGGAUAGCUCUGGUUCACCAUAAGGAACCAGUAUUUUUAUAUAUUAUGUCUCUCAUUUGAUUGUCUACUGCUCUCGUCACAGCUGACCAUGGAAUGUGGUUGCUUGUAAUUUCUGAAAUAGGUGUAAGUGUCAUUUCAUUCAAUUUAUGGCUUAUUUUGGUAGUUUUGGUCA
This is a messenger RNA of Elaeis guineensis (African oil palm), 2215 nucleotides long. Its product is annotated as protein SOSEKI 3. NCBI's taxonomy places the organism in Eukaryota, Viridiplantae, Streptophyta, Magnoliopsida, Arecales, Arecaceae. The record is from RefSeq and is a predicted model, not a curated record.